AGUGACAGAGCGGGGCAGACGAGGCAGCUCCCAGGAGUGGGGGGAAAUCCCCCCCCUUCGCGUAACCCUUGGAAAGAGGGGAGGUGUCAGGGGGAAACUCCCCCCGCCCCUGGAACCGAGCGGGAGGAUUUUGUACACACCGAGCUCGGGACGGGCGGGGGUUUUGCUGCCUUUGCUCCUGGCGUGUCCGGACCGGCGAUGAAGCCCCGGCCCCGCGUGUGAACCGGACUCCGCCGCCGCUGAAGCGGGGCUGGGAGCUGUGGGGCGAGCGCUGCAGGGAUUUUGGUGCGCGGCGGCGGCGGGGGGGUCUCUCGCUUUUUUUUGUUUUUCCUUUUUCUUUGCACAACCUGAUGAGUUGCUGAGGGAGGGGAGGGGGUUGAUCUCCCCCCCCCACCUCCUCCCCUGCAAACUCCCCCACCCCGCCUCGCUUGGCAAGUCGAUGGGCGCCCUGGACCCAAUCUCCGGAGCCAGCAGCCCCGCGCUCACCAUGCUGAAUGGGGCCGAGAGCCAAAGUUUUGCCAAGGAGCCGCUGGAUCUGCAGGGGGCCAAGGAGCCGGCCGAGCUGAAGAUGGGCGUCCCGGAGCGGUUCUACUUCCCCGACGCCCCGGCUCCGGAGGGCUGCCCGCUGAACCUGCCCUACAGCGCCCCGAUGGUCCCGGGGGGCUUCGGGGGCAGCGCUCCGGCCACCGGCCGCUUCCUCGGCCCGGCCCUGAGCAGCUGCUCCGGCUACAGACCCCAGCCGCCGCCCGCCGCCGCCCAGCCGGGCGGCCACGGCUUCGCGCUGCCUCCCGGCGAGCUCUACCCCGGCGGCGGGGAGCUCUACCCGAGCCCGGCGGCGGGGGACAGCUGCUACCCGGGCGCCGUGCAGCACGUGUUCCCCCGGGGCCCGCUCUACCCGGUGCCCGGCUACCAGCUCUCCGGCAAGGUCCAAGUGAUGCUCAACAACUACCCGCUCUGGGCCAAGUUCCACAAGCACCAGACCGAGAUGAUCAUCACCAAACAGGGCAGGCGGAUGUUCCCGUUUCUCAGCUUCAACCUCUCCGGGCUGGACCCCGUGGCUCACUACAGGGUCUGCGUGGACAUUGUCCUGGUGGAUCAGCACCACUGGAGGUACCAAGGCGGGAAGUGGGUCCAGUGCGGCAAGGCUGAGGGGAACAUGCCAGGUAACCGGCUGUACAUCCACCCCGACUCAUCCAACACCGGGGCCCACUGGAUGCGCCAGGAGGUCUCGUUUGGAAAACUCAAGCUCACCAAUAACAAGGGGGCAUCCAAUAACAUCACACAGAUGAUCGUGCUGCAGUCGCUGCACAAGUACCAACCGCGGCUGCACGUGACGGAGGUGAAGGAGGGGGAAGGGGAUGAGGCCUACCCCUCCGGCAACACCCAGACCUUCAUCUUCCCGGAGACGCAAUUCAUCGCCGUCACGGCCUACCAGAACGCCGACAUCACUCAGCUGAAAAUCGACCACAACCCCUUUGCCAAGGGCUUCCGGGACAACUUCGACUCGAUGUACACGACAGCAGAGGGCGACCGCGUGACCCCGUCCCCGCCCGACGCCACCAGCUGCCAGCAGCUCCUGCCCGGCAGCCGCUUCCCGUCCUUCCUGCACGAGCAGUACCCGCUGCCCCAGAGCCGCUACUACAACGGGGAACCGCUGCAGCACAAGGAGCACCCCCGCUGGUACUUCGCCUCCCAGCAGCCCCCCGCCGCCCCCCUGGAUUACGGCGCCUACGAGGGCAGCUACGGCGGGAACAAGUACAUGCCCUUUGGCGUCAAGGCCUUCCCCCUGCCGGCCUCGCCCCACGCCACCCUGCCCUACUACCAGGAGCCCCACCCCUUCGGCUCGCCGCCCGCCGCCUGGCAGCCGCCCGCCAAGCCCAGCCCCGGGGCGCUGGGCUGGUUCCGGCCCGUGCGGGACGUCCGGCCCCUGCCCGCCAGCGAGGAGAAGGGGAAGGACGCGGAGGGCUGGGCCGAGCCGGCCUCGGUCAAGUCGGUGGACUCCUCGGACUCUGGACUCUUCGAGGCGGAGUGCAAACGCCGCAGGGUGUCGCCCUACGCCUCCAGCGCUGAGAGCUCGCCCCCCGCCCGCAACGGGGACCUGUACGACAAGGACGGGGGCGCCGACCCCGGCUACUACGGCUUUUACGGCAACUGAGGAGGGCGGGGAGGGAGCGUUUUCCUGGUGCUGCGGGGCUGGAGCUCCCCUGCCCCCCAAAUCAUAUCAGGUGUCCCCAGGGAAAGGGCGCGACGGGGGGCAGUUGCUGCAGACAGACGCAGCAGAGACGGUGAAGGUGGGGGGGGUGAAGCUUCUCUGGGUGACUUGCCCCCCCCCGGCCCCCCGGUGCACAGUUCAAGCCCUGCCCACACAAAUGUUACUGUUUGUUGGCAGGGGGCAGGGUAGGGGUGAGUGUGUGCCCGAACUCAGUGUGUGCCAGGCUGGCCCCUGCUGGCCCGUGUUUGUGCAGUGGCACAUGUGCACACGCCCUCGUGCGCCUGUGGUUGUAGUCGUGCACACGGGGGAGGGGGGCAGCCCCAGAGGUGCUCACACCCAUGUGCAUUUACACACUGGCCCAUGCCCCAGUCACGCACAAGCGCAUGGGCCCACAGUGCUGCACGCGCCUGUUCCCCCGCAUUGGUCACACAUACACAGGGGGGCUCACACGUGAGAGAAAAAUAUGCCCACGCCUGUGUGCCCAUGCGUGCUUCUGCACGGGGGGCCUGACACGCUCCCCUCUAUUAAAUUAGGCAAACAACCAACAAGGGCACCCCCCCAAAGCACCAACAAUGCAGUUACCCUGCAGCCAGGAGACCCGCUGAGGCUGCAGGCCUGGCCUGACCCUGCUUAUCACUGAUGCCCUGAGCGCCUGUCUUGCCAGCCCCAGGCCAGGGUGGGCUGGGCACAGGGGCACGUUUUGUUUCCCCACCUCCACCCCCAUUGCUCAGUGCUGCCCUCCGGUGGCAACCAGUGGUGGCGGGAGCACCCUCCUAGCAGCUUCAUUUCCCCCCAUUGCAGCAGGCACCUUCUGGCCCCCCACUUCUCCCCGAGCGUGCAGAGGGUUCGGGCGUGACGGGGGCCUGGUCCGUGCCCAGCGCAGCCCCCUGCAGGAAGGUGCCAAACCACAUGGGUGG
Malaclemys terrapin pileata is the source of this 3129-nucleotide messenger RNA. It is a transcript of the gene TBX21, whose product is annotated as T-box transcription factor 21. Gene Ontology annotation, molecular function: DNA-binding transcription factor activity, RNA polymerase II-specific; RNA polymerase II cis-regulatory region sequence-specific DNA binding. Gene Ontology annotation, biological process: regulation of transcription by RNA polymerase II; cell fate specification; lymphocyte migration. Gene Ontology annotation, cellular component: nucleus. The transcript has 6 exons. The coding region runs from base 440 to 2155 and encodes 571 amino acids. NCBI's taxonomy places the organism in Eukaryota, Metazoa, Chordata, Testudines, Emydidae. The record is from RefSeq and is a predicted model, not a curated record.